CAAAAGACACUAACUCAUGAGCUGCGGUUUGUGAAGAAUCCACUGUGGUCUACCAAAGGAACGUAAGAUGUCGCUCGAGACCACACAUUAAAUUGUGUUCAUUAAUGGACAAAAACUCCUCCUCCGAUGUUGGUGAAAUGAGAAAGCCUGUGCGUUUCGUAGGGGCUGCGUCAGCCAACACUUCGCCUUUAAAGAUGGCCCAUAAAUGAAGAGCGCUUGGCUGUCUUGUGGAUAUUUUUUUCCGUUUUUGUGGAUGAAUGACGUUUGGUUGACUGCAUUUCUAAUCCAUACACAAGGAUGAUUCGUCAACAGCAUAGAGAAGCCGAAUGGGUGGUGUGCGCCAUUCUUCUUUGUUUAUCUGACUGGUCUGCAGCUCAGAUAUCCUACUCUGUUUCCGAGGAGGUGGACAAAGGCACGGUGGUGGGAAACCUCGCAAAGGAUUUAAACAUUCAUACACAGCAGCUGGAGGAACGGGGAUUUCAUAUUGUAUCGGGAUAUAGUAAGAAAUAUUUCGAAGUUAAUUUGAGAACAGGAGCUUUGGUUGUUAACGACAGGAUAGAUCGUGAAGAGCUUUGCCCGAACCUACCUAAGUGUACCUUAAAUAUAGAGGGACUGUUGAGCAAUCCUAUGAAUAUGUAUCGCAUUGAGGUCAGUAUAGUGGACAUCAACGAUAAUGCCCCAUUAUUCCUCGAGCAAACCCAUGUGUUUAAUAUCUCCGAGUCUUCUUCGACGGGAGAGAGGUAUCCGCUCCCAAUAGCUCGGGAUGCAGACACUGGCAGUAAUUCAGUGAAAACCUACAAGUUAAGUCCGAACGAGCAUUUCUCUAUAGAUGUGAGUAGUGGAGGAGAGAGUGCGUCCGCUGAGUUAGUGCUGCAGAAGGCUUUAGACCGAGAGAAACAGCCCACUAUUAAAGUAACAUUAACCGCUGUAGACGGAGGGAAACCUGCGAGGUCUGGCACUAUGCACAUUUUUGUGAAUGUGAUAGAUGUUAAUGAUAAUACGCCUUCGUUUAGCAAGCCGCUUUAUAAAAUAAAAGUCAGCGAAAAUGCCCCCAUAGGUACAACAAUAUUGAAAUUAAAUGCAACUGAUUUAGACGAAGGUCCACAUUCAGACAUCAGAUAUUCUUUAAUGAGAAGAGGAAAUGUGGACUCUCCCGAAAAAUUCAUGGUUAGUCCUGAAAGCGGUGAAAUCACUGUGAAAGUUAAACUGGAUUACGAAGAAAACAAUGCUUAUGAAUUACGAGUACAAGCAACAGACCAAGGUGCUUCCCCUCGCAGUGGUUAUUCUAAAGUGCUGGUGGAGGUUGUCGAUGUCAAUGACAAUGCACCAGAAAUCUCUAUAACUUCACUAAUGAGUCCAGUAAAGGAAAGUGCUGAAAUUGGAACAGUUGUUGCAUUGGUGACUGUGACUGAUAAAGAUGGAGGGCAAAAUGGCCUUACCACUUGUCAAAUUAAAGACUCAGUCCCUUUUACAUUAACGUCAAAUUACAAAAACUAUUACUCUCUGAUAGUUGACGGUCUACUUGACAGAGAGACUGUGUCUCAGUACAAUGUAACCAUCACUGCCACCGACAAAGGUAGUCCACCUCUUUCUAGCACGGCUGUAAUUCCUGUGCAAGUUUCUGAUAUUAAUGACAACGCGCCUCGUUUCCCAGAAGGCAGUAUACAUAUUUAUGUGAAGGAGAAUAGUAAAGUGGGGGAGAUUAUUACAACAACAACUGCACAGGAUGCAGAUUCAAAUGAAAAUGCUAAAUUGACUUAUUCAUUAAUGGAAACUCAUCCGAAAAGUUUUCCAAUUUCAUCAGUUGUAAACAUCAACUCGCAAACUGGAGAUAUAGUCAGCCUAUGCUGA
Messenger RNA from Etheostoma cragini (Arkansas darter), 1851 nucleotides. Its product is annotated as protocadherin gamma-C3-like. Gene Ontology annotation, molecular function: calcium ion binding. The coding region runs from base 298 to 1851 and encodes 517 amino acids. The record is from RefSeq and is a predicted model, not a curated record. The transcript has 2 exons. Lineage: Eukaryota; Metazoa; Chordata; Actinopteri; Perciformes; Percidae. Gene Ontology annotation, biological process: homophilic cell-cell adhesion. Gene Ontology annotation, cellular component: plasma membrane.